This is a messenger RNA of Drosophila elegans, 421 nucleotides long. RefSeq names its product probable 26S proteasome complex subunit sem1 (gene Sem1). Gene Ontology annotation, cellular component: proteasome complex; proteasome regulatory particle, lid subcomplex. Lineage: Eukaryota; Metazoa; Arthropoda; Insecta; Diptera; Drosophilidae. The record is from RefSeq and is a predicted model, not a curated record. Gene Ontology annotation, biological process: mRNA export from nucleus; double-strand break repair via homologous recombination; proteasome assembly. The transcript is spliced from 2 exons. The coding region runs from base 94 to 333 and encodes 79 amino acids.
UAUGAGAAGUGACUAGGCAUCAUUUUGGCAACAAAAAGGAAAAAGCGUCAAAAAUAUAAUUCAAACGCUAUUCGAUUAAUAAAAAAACACAAAAUGUCGGCACCUGAUAAAGAAAAGGAGAAAGAGAAGGAGGAGACCAACAACAAGGGCGAGGAUUUGGGUCUGCUGGAGGAGGACGAUGAGUUCGAAGAGUUUCCCGCCGAAGAUUUCCGCGUCGGCGACGACGAAGAAGAGCUAAAUGUGUGGGAAGACAACUGGGACGACGACAAUGUGGAGGACGACUUCAGCCAGCAGUUGAAGGCUCAUCUGGAGAGCAAGAAGAUGGAGACGUAAACCGGCGACCCCCUUGUUCAAUCCUAACCAUAAAAACGAGCUGAGCUGUUUUGCAGUUUAUAGAAUAAAAUCAGUAUAUUAAGUGGAA